AUGUCCCCGGAAUUAAACUUAUCUCCUAGAGUCGACCACCAUCUAUUCCUAGAUGUCACACAGUCUUUAGAGCUAAGACAGCAAUCAGAAGAAGUGGCUGCCAUAGCAGCCGCAGUUCGCGGCAUUCUGCAUCAAAUCGGCGAGAAUCCAGAUCGUGAGGGUCUUAUGAAGACACCUGAUCGAUACGCUAAAGCACUUCUGUUCUUUACCAAAGGGUACUCCGAAAAGGUAGAGGAAGUUGUUAGUGACGCUAUUUUUAGUGUCGAUACUCGUGAUCUCGUUGUCGUACGCGAUAUCGAUAUAUUUAGCAUGUGUGAGCAUCAUAUGGUGCCGUUCGUUGGAAAGAUGCAUGUUGGGUACAUUCCGAACGGCCGGGUGCUUGGAUUGUCAAAGCUGGCACGAAUCGCCGAGAUUUUCGCGCGCAGAUUGCAGGUUCAGGAACGUUUGACGAGGCAGAUUGCAGAAGCGAUAGAUGAGGUAUUGAGUCCACUAGGAGUUGCGGUGGUCAUGGAGUGUACGCAUAUGUGCAUGGUGAUGAGGGGUGUAGAGAAAACGGGGACCUUGACGUCUACCCAGAGUAUGCUGGGUUCGCUGAAAGGUAAUGAGAAGGAACAACACCAAUUUUACACUCUACUUGGCCUGGGAAAGAAAAUUUAG
Annulohypoxylon truncatum is the source of this 657-nucleotide messenger RNA. RefSeq names its product GTP cyclohydrolase 1. Gene Ontology annotation, biological process: tetrahydrofolate biosynthetic process; tetrahydrobiopterin biosynthetic process. Gene Ontology annotation, molecular function: zinc ion binding; GTP binding; GTP cyclohydrolase I activity. The transcript has 4 exons. Gene Ontology annotation, cellular component: cytoplasm. NCBI's taxonomy places the organism in Eukaryota, Fungi, Ascomycota, Sordariomycetes, Xylariales, Hypoxylaceae. Bases 1 to 657 code for a protein of 218 amino acids. The record is from RefSeq and is a predicted model, not a curated record.